UGAAAUUAAAAAAUGAACAGAAUUUAAAUAGCCACCCAAAAAUGGGAUUUGUUCAUUCACUCUUUCCAUUUUAUCUUUUUAAGCAAAAAAAGAAACACGAAAAUAUUUCUUUUUUCUUCUCAAAUUGGGUGGAAAUGUUUCUAAUUCAUAUUUAUCUUUUUAAGCAAAAAAAGGAAUAUGAAAAUGUUUCUUUUUUUCUUCUCAAAUUGGGUGGAAAUGUAUCUAAUUCAUAUUUUUGUUCUUUUCCAUCAUGAAUAGCUAAAUUUUUACGUCUUCAGCUCUGAGUAGUAAAAUGAAACUGAGUAGUAAUUUGGAGUAAAGCUUUUCCCCUUUUUAUAUUUUCUUUCCCUCUCCAUUAUUUCCUUUCUGUCUUUAUUGCUAUAAACCCCGACUCCGGCUCCGGCUCCGGCGAGAUCCUACCCUACAGCUCCGCCGUCCGGUUCCGGUCAGACCCAAGCGACCGGCGACCCUCUGAAGGGAGCAGAUAAAUGGGAAUGUCGGCAGCAAGCUCUGUCAGUGAAGCUAUGAAAUUGUGCAUAUUUGAUUUGAGAAGGGGACAACAUGAAGGGCAGGAGUUGGACAAGAUUUUAUAUUUCUUUCCUGCUGAUUUGCCUUUCCCCACCCAACUCUCUGUGAUAGGGCUUAGUGAAGGACUCAUAACAUUCACCAGAAUAUUCUCUCCAGAGGAUCCAUGUGAGGUUAUAGAAGCAGAGAAGCACUCCCAUGUUUUCUACGAGGCAGAGCGUGAUAUCUGGAUGGUGAUGGUGGUGGAAAAAAGUGAUUCAGAAGCCAUAUGGCGGACUUCCGCUUUACGAAGUGUUCUUAAAGAAGUUCACUCUCUCUUUGUGAUGUUUCAUGGGUCCAUAAGAGCAUUACUUGAUAGAGAACCGAGUGGAGGGCUUAGUCGGACGCAUUUGUAUUAUUUCAUUAUGGAUUAUUUAAGUGAUUUUCUUUCUGGGAAGAAGCUUCACUUGCCAAAUUUCCGUGACUCUUUGAAGGAGCGUGGAAUGGUACAGAUGUUGACUAUUGGGAGGGAGGCAGCACUUGAAGUUCAGUCACUUGUAAGAGUGCUAAAAUCAUGUGCUGGCUGCACACAGAGCUACUCACUGAUCAUGUUCCAGGACUUGCUGGUGUCCACAACUCUUUCUCCUGAUGACCUGAUUAACCUAUUCACAUAUACUGUCAUGAGGUUGACCCCAAAUGCUCUGUCUGCUGGAGCUAGCUCCUGGUCCUAUUUACGCAAGGGAAGCACUACUUCUAAUGCUUCUGGGUCUUUAUUGACAAGCUCUAACUUGGUUUUGGACCCGUACUACAGUUCACGGGAUACUUCUCCAGUUGGAGUUCGUAGCUAUCAGGUUGUUAGGCCCUUACAGCAUGAGAAAUGGUCCAAAGGGAAGGAUGGUUUCCUUGUUAGUGAUAUUUGGGGCACAGAAGUUGGCAGCUUGAGUCCUAGCAGUCCAACAAUUUUGUUCAAGCAAACAGAGGAGAGAAUGUAUCUUUGUGCCUUUCAGCAUAGGAGCCUCACCAUAAUACUUUUCAUUCCUGUCACAUCUGUACACAAUGGGGAGCAAGGGUUGUCAGUGGUGAAGCAGCAAAUUCUGGAGAAUGCUUCACCCAAGAUAUUCAAAGUUGAAGAGAAACUAUCCCGAGGAUGGGAUGGCGAGAAUGCAUAUCAUGUGAGUGGUUACCGCUACUUACUUGUGGAUGGUGAUAGAUGUAUCUCUCGGGCAUCCCCACCUGGAAAAGUAACAACUCUUGCAAAGGAUUCAUUAGUUGCAAUGAGUAAGCUCCGAGAAGAGGUUGACUUAGAAAAGAGCAGAGCUAAAUGUGAUGGCUCUGACUGCGAGAAAGACCAAGAAAUAUGCAUUAGAGCAAAAAAUGGUGCUUGGGUGAUUUCUCGGUUGACACGAGGGAAGGAGCUUUACAUGGUACUUGAGAAAGCCAAUGAAACCCUUCUUUACGCCUCUGAGGCUGUUGAAAAGUUCAGUGACAGGUACUGCAGUGGAGUUUUUUCUUUGUAAUAGGGAAGCCAAUUUUUUAUUUUGCCAAGAGAGCUAUACACAGGAAAGCUAUAGCUAUUAGUUUGCUGUUAGCCCAAAUGUGUGUACUUUUUGUAAGUAAAUAAACUUCACCUUGUAUAAUGAUGCAUUUUUUCUCCUUUGUAAUUUCAAGUACCAAUUUGUAACCCAAUCACCGUCGGAGAAAUGUGAAGUAAAAAAGAAGAGAAGAGAGAACUAGUCCUAGUUGAGUUAUUAAGAAUUGUUCACUGCCAGAGCAUACAAUGAUACAAAAUAGACCACACGAGCAAGUGGGAGAUGCUUCCGCUUUACAUGACUUGACUUAAAUGAAGAAUGUUAUCCCGAUAUUUCCUCAUUUUCAUUUUAUAUUGGUAUUUGAUUGGACCUCCUUCGGAAGGUAGGGGUGAGAUCUGUGUACACUUUAUCCUUUCAAGACUCCACAUGCGGAAUUAUAUUGAAUAUGUUAUUAUUGUUAUUG
Messenger RNA from Capsicum annuum, 2496 nucleotides. Its product is annotated as vacuolar fusion protein CCZ1 homolog B. Lineage: Eukaryota; Viridiplantae; Streptophyta; Magnoliopsida; Solanales; Solanaceae. The transcript is spliced from 10 exons. The record is from RefSeq and is a predicted model, not a curated record. Gene Ontology annotation, cellular component: intracellular membrane-bounded organelle; Mon1-Ccz1 complex. The coding region runs from base 489 to 2021 and encodes 510 amino acids. Gene Ontology annotation, biological process: vesicle-mediated transport.